Hyaloperonospora brassicae is the source of this 1851-nucleotide messenger RNA. Lineage: Eukaryota; Oomycota; Peronosporomycetes; Peronosporales; Peronosporaceae. The record is from the annotation of a GenBank genome assembly.
AUGGCGUCUGGCGGUGAUUGCGUUCUAGCGGCCGUCUUGGCGAUCGUCAUGGCGUCAGCAAAGCGCUUACAUCCAAGCGAUACCUACUUUGAAGAGACACACACGGAGAAUGAAGCAGCAGAGGAAACUGACCGCCGCCUAUCGACAAACACGCACUCAUACAAGCAGAAAGAGGAAGGGGACUUGGUGAAAGAGCUGCCUGGACUCGACCCGUCCGUGAACGUCACGCAUCACGCUGGUCGGAUCGCGCUUUAUGGCGGUGACAAGAACUUUCUAUUUUACUGGCACUUCCAAGCGGCACGGGACGCUAAGAAGGCACCGCUUGUCAUUUGGUUGAACGGAGGUCCUGGCUGCUCCAGUAUGCAAGGCCUUUUCACGGGCAACUCGCCGUUCGUGUUGGUGAACGAGUCCACGAUUGGCAGGAAUGCCCACAGCUGGCACCAGUUUGCUAACAUGCUUUUCGUAGACCAACCUGUGGGAACUGGCAUGUCGUAUACUAGUGGCAACGACUACCGGUCGAGCGAAAAAGACAUUUCUGCAGACUUUUACGACUUCUUGGUUCGAUUCGUGCAGCGGCAUACCGAGUACCUUUCGAAUGCUGUCGAUGGGGUGAAACACUCGCGAGCUGUGUAUUUGUUCGGUGAAUCCCAUGCAGGACGAUGGAUUCCCGAGUUCUCGGAGCACAUUAUGAAUCGGAAUGAUGAUGCAGACAGCCAGAUCAAGAUCCGUCUUGUUGGCUUUGGCAUUGGCAAUGGAUGGGUGCACCCAAAAAUUCAGUACGAGUACAGCGACUAUGCCCACGGUCUUGGCUUGUUGUCGUUUGGUCAGGUACGAUCGCUGAAAGCUUCAUUCGCUGAGUGUGAGGCUGCUUUGGAUGCUGGCACGUAUUAUUCGGACAGCUGUCUCGGCAACAUGAAUGCGAUUACGAAUAGCGUCAAGGCAGGUAAUGGAGGGAACGUUUUGAAUCAUUACGACGUCCGUCAAUAUGUGCACAAUAUCGGAGCGUACCCGCCAGGAAUGAAAACGAUCGCCACAUAUUUGACUAAGCUGGAAGUGCGUGAAGCUGUUCAUGGCAACGAGGACAAGAGGUUUCGCUUCGAGAUGUGUAGCAACAGUGUCUAUCGAGGACUAAAAAAGUUUGACGGCGUCAGCACGUUGGACGCAGUUCAGUCAUUGCUUCAAAAAGGUCUACGUAUGAUUUUCUACGUCGGUCAAUGGGACAUGAUGUGCAACUACUAUGGAAUGGAGAAACUGUUGCUGAGUCUGAAUUGGAACGGAGCGAAGGCUUAUCAGCAGGCCCGCAAGUUCACGUGGCAAGUCCAAGGCCGCAAAGAGCCUGCAGGAUUCGCACAGCAGGGCGGUAAUUUGACUUACGUGGUGGUUGCUGGUGCAGGGCACGUAGUGCCACUAAACGUGCCUGACGUGGCUGCAGAUUUGUUGCGUCGCUUUGUCAACGGUCUCGAUUUCAACGACAAGGAGCAAAGUGUCACAAACACGCAAUUGAACGCGAGCGACCUCGAAGUUACAUUUUGUCACGCGCCAGGGGCUGCACCCGCUACAGAUGUCAGCUAUUCUACCUCAGUUUUGUCCGGUGGAAGCAGCAGCCAGGCGCAUAUCGAUGUCACGUGGCUGUUCGUAGCGUUGCUGAUCGCAUUGGUAAGCAGCAUCGUGACUGUGUGUGUCACCCUUGCUUGUCUCCGCAACCGACGACAUCGACAGCCGGAUCAUAAAAUCAUCACACAAGAUAGUGAUGGUGAACACAUUGAUCAGCCGGACGACGACGAACAAGAAGAAAGCUUCGACAGAGAAGAUGUUGAUGAGCACGAGCAUCUCAAUGUUGUGAGUCAGUGA